CUCUGGGGUCGGCCAUCCGCAUCUCUAACAGGAGGUUUUUCCACUUCAUGAUUUCUGGUCUUAAUUAAAUCCCUGCAGGGUCUGGUGGGACAACCACAGGGUAGUGAGUCCCAGGGCAGUCUAUUCGGGUUGGGGAUUGGGAUCCUGGUGUCUUCUUUCUGCUGCCGCCCUCCAGCAAAAUGGGGAGAUGGCUGUUCCGUUCUUCACCGGCCGCCUCACUGACUGGAUCCUACAAGCUGGGACCACCACUGCCUUCACUCGAAACAUAGCUCUCAUGUCCUUUCUCACCAUAGCCAGCGCAGUGCUGGAGUUCAUGGGCGAUGGGAUCUAUAACAGCACCAUGGGCCGCAUGCAUAGCCACUUGCAGGGAGAGGUGUUUCGGGCUGUUCUGCGCCAGGAGACAGAAUUUUUCCAACAGAACCAAACAGGUGCCAUCACAUCUCGGGUGACAGAGGACACAUUCACCCUGAGUGAGUCUCUGAGUGAGAAGCUGAGUCUCUUGCUGUGGUACCUGGUGCGAGGGCUGUGUCUCUUAGGGUUUAUGCUCUGGGGGUCACUGCCCCUUACCAUGGUCACCCUGGUUGCCCUGCCUCUGCUCUUACUUCUGCCGAAGAAGCUGGGAAAAUGGUACCAGUCGCUGGAAGUGCAGGUGCGGGAAGCUCUGGCAAAGUCCAGCCAGGUGGCCAUUGAAGCUCUGUCAGCCAUGCCUACAGUCCGGAGCUUUGCCAAUGAGGAGGGCGAGGCCCAGAAAUUUAGGCAAAAGCUGCAAGAAAUAAAGACACUCAACCAGAAUGGGGCCCUGGUCUAUGCAGUCAACCUCUGGACCACCAGUAUUUCAGGGAUGCUGCUGAAGGUGGGAAUCUUAUACAUUGGUGGGAAGCUGGUGACCAGUGGGGCUGUAAGCAGUGGGAAACUUGUCACAUUUGUUCUCUACCAGAUCCAGUUCACCACAGCUGUUGAGGGACUGCUGUAUGCCUAUCCCAGUGUACAGAAGGCUGUGGGCUCCUCGGAGAAGAUAUUUGAAUACCUGGACCGCAUCCCACACUGCCCACCCAGUGGUCUGUUGACUCCCUUAAACUUGAAGGGCCUUGUCCAGUUCCAAGAUGUCUCUUUUGCUUACCCAAACCGCCCAGAUAUUUCUGUGCUACAGGGGCUGACAUUCACCCUACGUCCUGGUGAGGUGACGGCGCUGGUGGGACCCAAUGGGUCUGGGAAGAGCACAGUGGCUGCCCUGCUGCAAAAUCUGUACCAGCCCACAGGGGGACAGCUGCUGCUGGAUGGGAAGUCCCUUCCCCAAUAUGAGCACCGCUACCUGCACAGCCAGGUGGCUGCAGUGGGACAAGAACCACAGCUAUUUGGAAGAAGUCUUCGAGAAAAUAUUGCUUAUGGCCUGACCGAGAAGCCAACUAUGGAGGAAAUCACUGCUGCUGCAAUAAAGUCUGGAGCCCAUAGUUUCAUCUCUGCACUCCCUCAGGGCUAUGACACAGAGGCAGGCGAGGCUGGGAGCCAGCUGUCAGGGGGUCAGCGACAGGCAGUGGCCUUGGCCCGGGCAUUGAUCCGGAAACCACGUGUACUCAUCCUGGAUGACGCCACCAGUGCCCUGGAUGCAAAUAACCAGUUACGGGUGGAGCAGCUCCUGUACGAAAGCCCCAAGUGGCACUCUUGCUCUGUGCUUCUCAUCACUCAGCACCUUGGCUUGGUGGAGCAGGCUGACCACAUCCUCUUUCUGGAAGGAGGCAUUAUCUGUGAGGCUGGAACCCACCAGCAGCUCAUGGAGAAUAGGGGGUGCUACUGGGACAUGGUGCAGGCCAAUGCAGGAGCUCCGGAAUGAAAGACCUCACACUUGAGCACUGAGCAUCUUCCUUGCAUUUCUUCUUUUCGUGUGGAGAAUUUAGGAUCAAAGAGCUUACCAAGAGUUGCAGAGUAGGCAGCUGCUUCCAGGAAGAGUUACCUGAAAUGUGCCAUGAGUGUUGCCUCCUCUCCAAGCUCCUCUUGAUAAUGCAGACUUCCUAGAAGACAAACACAGGAUUAAAAUCCUUAGUGUAAUCGAGUUUAGAGCAGAGUUGGUGCUUUGGUUGAACAGCACUAUGAAAAUGAGAAAGAUUCAGAAUGUACAGAGUGGAAAGCUAUUUUAAAUGUGUUCAAAGGCAUAUGCUGGUCCAUAAACAUCCUGUAGAUUCUUGGUAUUUAUAAUAAAAUUGGUGUUUUGUA
This is a messenger RNA of Carlito syrichta (Philippine tarsier), 2211 nucleotides long. RefSeq names its product transporter 1, ATP binding cassette subfamily B member (gene TAP1). NCBI's taxonomy places the organism in Eukaryota, Metazoa, Chordata, Mammalia, Primates, Tarsiidae. The record is from RefSeq and is a predicted model, not a curated record. Gene Ontology annotation, molecular function: ATP hydrolysis activity; ABC-type oligopeptide transporter activity; ATP binding. The coding region runs from base 188 to 1831 and encodes 547 amino acids. Gene Ontology annotation, biological process: transmembrane transport. The transcript is spliced from 11 exons. Gene Ontology annotation, cellular component: membrane.